This is a messenger RNA of Cylas formicarius (sweet potato weevil), 1472 nucleotides long. RefSeq names its product UPF0764 protein C16orf89 homolog. The transcript has 6 exons. Bases 495 to 1472 code for a protein of 325 amino acids. Gene Ontology annotation, cellular component: cytosol; membrane. Lineage: Eukaryota; Metazoa; Arthropoda; Insecta; Coleoptera; Brentidae. The record is from RefSeq and is a predicted model, not a curated record.
GUUUUGAUUUACGCAAGGUCAGACCAGCUUGGAUAACGACAACAACAACAACCGAACUGAAUGUUUCAAAUAGUUAAAAUGGCCGACGUGUUUGCCAUAUCUGCGUAGACUAUGAGUUAUCUAUAUUUCUUUAUAGUGUAUCGUAAAAGUUGCGAGAUUAUAAAAAAGAAUAAAUGCUGCCGGGUGACACUAGAAUGCGUGGACACUCUAUAACUACUAAACAGUUCGAGAUAGCGAUUUGAAAUUUAGACAUUUCAAAUUUGCUAUCACCAUAUGCAAUGAACGACUUCUGUUCCGACUUGAGAGAAUGUUACAUAGUACGUUAUUUUCUUUUGUAAUGUAUUAUUUGUCGUUUGAUAGGAGUAUUGUCGGAUUGGUGGAUUUCAACAUAUGACAAAAUAUUGAACUAAGAAAACUAAUUUUACGCACGCCUAUGCAAGCCUGCUCAAUGGGAAUAUAUAAAUGUUGGAAACGACUGCGGGUGGUUUUCAGUUAUGUCGCUUGCGAUUUUCUUGAUCACAGUUCUGUUUAGUUUUUCGCAAGAAUCGGCUUUUGAUGUUAGGGUUUUACCAACCGUACAACGUUCUCUAAAAAAGUCCCUGGACUACAUCGAUCAAAAUUUAUAUCGAGUCAAUGUGGACUGCUUGCUUGGUGUUAGAUUAGCGGCAGCGUUUAUGAAAGAUGUUUAUUAUUACGGACCAAAUAAAACUAAAAACGGCUCGUUUGAAAUGCUGAUCAAAACGGAACGUAUUAUAGAGAAAGCUAGGCCAAUGUUCGAGCAAAACUCGCACAACGGCAACGACUGGAAAUUCACUCACCUGGUGAAAAAUGACAUGUGGUACAAAAAAAUUAGCUUCGGUCUCCGCAGCUUAAACUUACACCGUAUGACGUACUCAAAUCUUAGAGAAAAACUAUUGGGGAAUGUGGAAGUACUAGCGCCAAAUUCAGAUUACUGCCUAGAAGAUUUAAUAAAUGCUACGAACCCUGGCAUACCUAAAAAGUGUUGUAUUAAAAGGCAGUGCUACGACACAUAUUUUGGCGACAUAUCAGGUGUGGGAUAUACUUUGACACAUAAGCUGCUUCUUCUGCAGUUGGCUAAAAGAUUGUCGUGUAUGUCAGGAAAACUUUAUACUUUCCGCGCUACAACUAUCUGUGGGUUAAUUGUGUCAGAGGUUUACAGCAUCGACUACUACAAUAUGCUGGAUGAUACGUUCGACCUUUUCCUCGAACAAGUUCUCCUAUGUGGCUACGAAGGUUUCUUGGAAGUGUUUCAAAACAAAUGGCUCUAUUUUAUUUUAAAAUCCCAGAGAUCAGAAGGCUGUUUCUCGGCAAUCCUCACCGAUCGCCUGAAAACUCGAAUGAAAAAAGAUAUGACAUGUUUCAAAGACGGCUGCAAUGAUCACACUACAGGACUGGGAACUGCUGUUUUGGCAAUGUAUUACAAUUAUAUCGUAAAAGAAAUGUUCGCGUAG